AUGAGAUGCAAAGGAGCAUCCCACUAUGGCCUUACCAAGGAGCGGAAGCGGCGUUCCCAGGACUGCUCCCCGGACCACAGCUCCAGCCUCGCGGUAGCUGCUCUGGGCCCUGAGCUCUCUGCGGCUGCAGCCAUCGCCUUAAUGACCGACGAGCCAGGGCUGGUGAACCCGGCCUUCAGCCCCACCUCAGAGGACAGCCAGUCGGGCAGUGGCCCCAGGGACCUGCAUUGCAGCAACCGCAACAGAACUCGACACUUUGAACGCUCCACUAUAAGAAGCAGAUCUUUUAAAAAAAUAAACAAGGCAUUCAGUGUUCUUCGAAGGACAAAAAGCGGAAGUGCAGUUUCCAACCAGGCUGACCAGGAAAGGGAGGCUGUUGGAAACUCUGCUGCUGGAGAAGAAGAUUCAGAAUUCUCCAUACCAAUCCCAGCAACAAAAACGCAACACUCGGUGGAAAGACCUGCAAGAGUCACCAAAAACAAGACAGAAAAUUUACUUCUUUCUAGAUUCAGCAGCGCUUCAAUAUUUAAGGACUGGAAAUAUAAAAUGGUAAAGAAAGGUUUUCCCAGAUUGUAUCACCUGAUUCCGGAUGGUGAAAUCACCUGCAUUAAGAUCAACCGGACUGAUCCCCAUGAGAACCUGGCCAUUAGGAUUGUGGGAGGCAGCGAGACUCCUUUGGUUCACAUUAUUAUACAGCAUAUUUAUCGAGACGGAGUAAUUGCCAGAGAUGGAAGAUUGCUGCCUGGAGACAUGAUACUAAAGGUGAAUGGCAUUGACAUCAAAAACGUGCCUCACCACUAUGCCCUGUCCAUCCUGAAGCAGCCCUGCCACGUGCUGAGGCUCACGGUGCUCAGGGAGCAGCGGUACCGGUGCCGAAGCAGCGGGCUCAGCCUUGACGCUCACUGCAGCCGGGACAACAGUUUCCACGUCAUUUUGAACAAAAGCAGCCCCAGUGAGCAGCUAGGGAUAAAGCUGGUCCGCAGGGCCGACGAACCCGGUGUGUUCAUCUUCAACCUGCUGGAUGGAGGAGUGGCCGCCCGUGAUGGCCAGCUGCAGGAGAACGACCGGGUCCUGGCCAUCAAUGGUCAUGACCAUCGGUACGGCAGCCCGGAGAGUGCAGCCCAGCUGAUCCAGGCCAGCGAGAGGCACGUCCACUUCGUGGUGUCUCGGCAGACCAGGCAGCAGCCCCCUGACAUCUUGCAGGAGACGGGCUGGAGUUACAGCAGCAGCCCCCAGCCCUGUCCCGCUGAGAGGAUCAACACCAGUAAGAGCACUCUUCACACUGUCACCUGUCACGAGAAGGUGGUGGCUGUCCGGAAAGAUCACACGGAAUCGCUGGGAAUGACGGUGGCAGGAGGAGCAACAAACCGAGAAUGGGAUUUACCUAUCUACGUGAUAAGUGUUGAACCGGGAGGAGUUAUCAGCAGAGACAGCAGGAUAAAAACAGGUGACAUCCUCUUGAAUGUGAAUGGGAUCGACCUGACAGGAGUCAGCCGGAAUGAGGCUGUGGCCCUGCUGAAAAACACCAACUCCUCAGUGGUGCUCAAGGCCCUGGAAAUGAGGACAUGUGAUGGCCGGGAGCGCAGCGAGGCCACUGAGCACAGCGAGUGGUCGCCGUCCUGGGUGAUGUGGCUGGGGCUGCCCCGGUAUUUGUACAGCUGCAAAGAAAUCGUAUUACGAAGAAAUACAGCCGGGAGCCUUGGCUUCAGCAUUGUAGGAGGCUACGAAGAACACACUGGGAACAAACCUUUCUUUAUCAAAUCCAUUGUCGGGGGAACACCAGCAUACAACGAUGGAAGAAUUAGAUGUGGUGACAUCCUCCUUGCUGUCAAUGGCAGAAACACAUCAGGAAUGAUGCAUGCCUGUUUGGCAAGGAUGCUCAAAGAACUGAAAGGAAAAAUUACUCUCACGAUUGUCUCCUGGCCUGGCACUUUUUUAUAAAAAAGUCUCCAUGGAGCUUACAAGAAGUAAUGUAACACAGAAGAAAGGCAAACAAAAACAAGAAGAAACACUACAGAUGUUGGCCAUCUUUGCUUUUGGGGAGGUCAAAUACGUGUUUAUAAAGAAACAGUUUGUGAAAUUUCAACCUGCAUGUCAAGAAAAGUCAAGUUUAGACAAAGCAAGGACACCCGUCAAAGAAUCACUUUAGUGAUUUAAGCUACAGACUUAAGUCAUUCCUUCCCCAUGUUCUCAAGCUUUUUUGUUUAUAUAUAUAUAUAUAUAUAUAUAUUUAAUGCAUUAUUAUUAUAAUGAAAUGUAGGGAGCAGCACCUCCUGCUUACCCACUUUAUUUUGAUUUAUGAAAAGAAAUCCUUGAAUAAUCUACAGAAAAAAAUCCUUGCAAUUUUUCUAAUUGCAAAAAUCAGGUGAAGGUUUUUAUCCAACACAUGACUAGCACUUUGGUUAUAUGUACCUUUUCGGGUCAGCACAAAGCUGAUAUUUUCAAGACUUUCAAGUACUGUUUGUUAGUCUGUAAAACUGUGAAUUAAAUUUCUAAAAUUAUUAAAAAUAACUGUAACUGUGUACUUGUAUAGAUGUUAUUCUCAUCCAAAAGAAAAUGAACUGGUACCCUGAUGACAAAAUGUCAUUUCUGCCAUGCUGCCACACCAAUCUCACAUGACUCUGUGCUAGAAGGAAAUCUGAAAGUGACACUGGACUUAGUUUUUUCUUAAAAUAGUUCUUUGUCUUUCUCUGCAAGAUACCCAUUUUUCAAAGUCUUAUUUUUUUUUUCUCCUAGAAGCCAGCAAUGCAGAGAGGCUGUUUGUUCAUCUUUAUCAUGUUAGGCACAGCUGUCCCCUAGAACAGAGACUAAAAUGAACUUUCUCUUAAGCCCCUGAAAAGCAACAGGGAUGAUUAUUUAAUUUUAGUUUAAUUCUUCCUUAUGCGCCCACGCAAACCAGACGUAAUUACCAAGUGUAUGAUCACCACACUCACUCAGUGUUCCAUCAGCCUGAGAACAGUCAGCACCUUCCCCUUCCUCUAUUGUUUUCAUUACGCUUCAGUAUAAUGUUCUUGAAGAGUCUGCAAUUUCUUCCUGUCCCUGCAGUAAAGGAUGAUCUUUUCAAAUAUGACCUCCAAAAGCUAUAAUGAACUCACCCUGUUCCAGAUGUUGGUGUAUAAUAAAGUGAGUGCACACUGCUUCUAAAGCCAGGAGAAUGACCUUCCCCACCGGCUUACAAAAAAAG
Numida meleagris (helmeted guineafowl) is the source of this 3184-nucleotide messenger RNA. It is a transcript of the gene LNX1, whose product is annotated as ligand of numb-protein X 1. The coding region runs from base 1 to 1941 and encodes 646 amino acids. The transcript is spliced from 11 exons. The record is from RefSeq and is a predicted model, not a curated record. Lineage: Eukaryota; Metazoa; Chordata; Aves; Galliformes; Numididae. Gene Ontology annotation, biological process: ubiquitin-dependent protein catabolic process. Gene Ontology annotation, molecular function: ubiquitin-protein transferase activity; protein binding. Gene Ontology annotation, cellular component: cytoplasm.